AUGGACUACAUUGCAGCUUUCAAUGAUAACCUAAUUCACUACAAGGGGGAUACCUCUACUACCCCCGCCCAAAUACUGUCCAUGUUUCGUACUAGGUUGCGUGAGGAUCUACGCAAUGGACUCGAAUCCGAUGAUAUUGAGAGGUUUCUCUUGGCGGGAGCGGAGGAGGAGGAGGUGGAGCAGACCGCCAAUACGGCGGAGGUCACGGUGGCGGUGCCUCCGCCACCGCCGGCGGCUACGUCUUUCUCCAUGUUUUCGAAAUUUGAUAGAGAGAUGGAGAUGUCAGUGAUUGUUUCCGCUCUCACUCAUGUUGUCGCUGGUGAUCAUCAAGCAAUCAACGUCGGCGGAGGCGGAGAGCAUUUGGUGGCCAGCGGCUGGCCAGUUUCAGGUUCUUCUAUGGGAUGGGGUGGCGGAGUUAAGAGAGAGGGGGAGGAGAUGUCGCCGGAGCUGAAACGGUUUAAUAGAGGCUUUGGUGAGUUUCGAAGCUCGGCGGGAGCGACGUCUUCAAAUGUUGGAGCGAGCUUCCAAAUGACAGCACAAUCCUCUGCUCAUCCUGAUACAGAGACUGAUAUUCGGCCACGGUACAGAGGAGUAAGGCAACGGCCAUGGGGGAAAUGGGCGGCCGAGAUUCGAGAUCCAGUGAAGGCCGCUCGUGUCUGGCUCGGCACUUUUAAUACGGCGGAAGACGCCGCCAGAGCCUACGAUGAAGCAGCUCUGCGGUUUAGAGGGAACAGAGCAAAGCUUAACUUCCCGGAAAAUGUCCGGCUCCGGCAGCCUCAGCCAUUUUUUCAGGCUACUGGCUCUGUUCCUCAAACUCUGAUAAGAUUCCAGUCAGCUGAUAGUACAGGAGACUACUUGGAGUACUCGAGAUCGUUGCAGGAGAUAGCGGAGAACCAAAGAAGGCAGAGAAGUGUGUUGUUAGAACAAUUUAUGAGUUCAAGUUCUUCAGUUGCGUCUGCAGAAUCAUUGGGUUCUCAGGCGGUGAUGGGAGAUUCUUCGUCGGCGAGUUAUUUUCCUCCGUUUUACUCGGCGGCGGGGCAGCAGGAGGUGACUGUAAGCGCAUCGGAAACUCGAGAAUGGUUUACCUCGCCGCCGCCGCCGGAGUGGACCGGUUCCGGCAGCUAUCCACCGUCUUCUUCAUGUUGAAGCGGAGAGGUUUUACCUGUAGCAGUUCAUGUUCUUGUGUUUUUGAUGAUUUUUUUUUCUUCAGUAGAUGCCAUAAAUUACAAAUCAGUACAAUCUCUUCGCCAAUCACAAUCACUAAUCAUUCAAGCGUGGAUAAAAAUCUCAAAGUGUUUUUUAAUGAGAUUUUUGUGGUCUCCACUUCCACUAGACUAUUUCAUAUUUU
Dendrobium catenatum is the source of this 1348-nucleotide messenger RNA. Its product is annotated as ethylene-responsive transcription factor ERF110-like. Bases 1 to 1146 code for a protein of 381 amino acids. NCBI's taxonomy places the organism in Eukaryota, Viridiplantae, Streptophyta, Magnoliopsida, Asparagales, Orchidaceae. Gene Ontology annotation, biological process: ethylene-activated signaling pathway; regulation of DNA-templated transcription. The transcript is spliced from 3 exons. Gene Ontology annotation, molecular function: DNA binding; DNA-binding transcription factor activity. The record is from RefSeq and is a predicted model, not a curated record.